This is a messenger RNA of Letharia lupina, 1440 nucleotides long. RefSeq lists its product as uncharacterized. Gene Ontology annotation, biological process: proteolysis. The coding region runs from base 1 to 1440 and encodes 479 amino acids. The transcript is spliced from 4 exons. The record is from RefSeq and is a predicted model, not a curated record. Gene Ontology annotation, molecular function: serine-type endopeptidase activity. Lineage: Eukaryota; Fungi; Ascomycota; Lecanoromycetes; Lecanorales; Parmeliaceae.
AUGGCUGCAUCUAUCCUUUUAUUGGUGAUGGGAAUUCUACAUUUCGCCCAUGGCUUGGUCGAAUAUGUCGUCUAUCCUGCUGAUAAGAAGGCCAUGUUAGCAUGCUCGCACAUCAAUGACGCACUUGUCAAGAUACUCGGCGGCAGCAGAGUACGAAUUUACAAGAGCCAAAUCAGACAAACUACGGAGUUCUGGUUCAUCGAAGCCCUUGAAGCUCAAAAAGUAGCCAUUUUGCAGAUUCCAGGAGUGGAUGCCGUUAUGGAAAACGUGAUAGUCGCUCAGAACUCUGGAGAAAGCUUUAAAGAUACCUCGGUGUUCAUGACUGCCAAUAGCACAGGGUCAAAUCAAGCGAUUCCAGAGCUCAAACUACCUCUUCGAAGGCAACGGGACGCGCCUCAAGAUUUAGAUCUCGUGUCUUGGCCGCCUCGCAAACGACUUCCCGUCCUUGGCAAAAUGCCAUGCUACGUAUACGACAUUGCCAGGGGUAUAGACACGUACAUUUACAUCAUAGAAAAUGGUAUCAAUAAGGAUAACGAUGAAUUCGAAUCGAUGCCAUGGCCGCCAGAGUCCGACGAGUGGCACUACGCCUACGGUGUCCAUGACAGCACCACGGAUGAUAAUCUAGCUGGACAAGGGUCAUGCGUAGCAUCGAAAGCCGCUGGGUGGAAAACGGGUGUUUCGAAGAACUCCCAGUUGGUCGUGAUGAAGUCCUUACCGACGCUAGCGGACGUGAACUUCGCUUUCGCCGCAGCCUUGGACGAUAUCAUGGAGAAAGAUCGUCAGGGCAGAGCCGUGGUCGUCUAUCCCGCAACGUCGAUACAGACAUUCGGCGCUGGUUCCGUGUUGCCGAGGAAUUGGAAAUCGGUGAAUGAGCUCAUCCAGGAGCUUUUCGCCCAGGACGUUGUCGUAGUGACUGGAUCCGGCAACAACGCCGCACGCUCUUCAGCAUUGGACACAGUUCCAGCGCUUUGGGGCUUGGAACCAGACUACCCCUUGAUAGUCGCCGGGGCUGUAAGAAUAGACGGGACAAUCGCGAGAUUCUCGCAGGGCGCGGGGGCUUUGUCAGAGAUCGUUUGGGCGCCAGGAGAGAGUAUCGUUUGUGCCAAUGGACCGUCAUCCCCAGGCUUAGCGGACAGAAGCGGUACUUCGUUCGCCGCUGCAAUGGUUGCAGGACUUGCCGCAUACGAAUUGACGGGGCCCGACCCCCUCCCUCCGGGAUCAGUACCUAGCAUCAUCCGCACCAGGCUCCUUGCCAACAGUAGGCCGGUUUCUCCGUUGACAGUACCAAAAGUCAUUUGGAAUGGACAGAAUGGGGCGCUCAAUGCACUGCUGAAUAAUUCGACCUCGCAAUCUGUGCUUCAACUUGUGCAGGAAAUGCCGAACGCGACGCUCAUUUCUGGCAUUACGAACUUGACGGAGGGACAAGCGUCAGUAGCAUGA